Messenger RNA from Xyrauchen texanus (razorback sucker), 673 nucleotides. Its product is annotated as 39S ribosomal protein L27, mitochondrial-like. Bases 22 to 471 code for a protein of 149 amino acids. NCBI's taxonomy places the organism in Eukaryota, Metazoa, Chordata, Actinopteri, Cypriniformes, Catostomidae. The transcript is spliced from 4 exons. Gene Ontology annotation, biological process: translation. Gene Ontology annotation, cellular component: mitochondrial large ribosomal subunit; ribosome. Gene Ontology annotation, molecular function: structural constituent of ribosome. The record is from RefSeq and is a predicted model, not a curated record.
GUCAGAAUCACGUGAUUCCAAAUGGCGGCGCUGGCGUCCUUGAUGCUGAAAUCCAGAGCUUGCGCUCUAUUUUCAAUUCAAACACCCACAGUUGUAUUGUCGAGAUUUGCCUCAAAGAAGUCCGGAGGAAGCAGCAAAAACCUGGGAGGGAAGAGUGCUGGCCGAAGAUAUGGUUUCAAGAAACAAGAUGGGAACUUUGUGCAUGCUGGCAACAUCCUAGCAACACAACGGAAAGGUUUAAUGCGCUGGCAUCCUGGAGCCCAUGUCGGUAUUGGAACCAACAAAACACUUUAUGCCCUAGAAGACGGUAUUGUCAGGUUCACCAAGGAGGUGUACAUUCCUCCACCACGAAGUGCUGAAGCCCGGGACGUGAUCCCAAAACUUCCCAAGGGUGCAGUUCUCUACAAGUCCUUUAUCAAUAUCACCCCAACAAAACAGGAGACUACAUUUAAACUAGUGGACAUAGUGUGAGGAAGUCUUUGCCAUCUUACCACAUUUUGGUCUGGAUUCUUUUACUGGUAACCAAACUCUGGAAUAUUUUUUUGCUGUCUUUUGAUAUGUGUAUAAAAAUAUAGCAGUGGCCUGCCACACCUACUUCAUCAGUGGGAUAUUGAAUUUCUUUCUAUUUGUACAGAUAUGUGUUUAAAUGUGCUACUCAAAUAAAAGUUUUUAC